This is a messenger RNA of Durotheca rogersii, 2240 nucleotides long. RefSeq lists its product as uncharacterized. The coding region runs from base 5 to 1747 and encodes 580 amino acids. The record is from RefSeq and is a predicted model, not a curated record. NCBI's taxonomy places the organism in Eukaryota, Fungi, Ascomycota, Sordariomycetes, Xylariales, Xylariaceae. The transcript is spliced from 4 exons.
GCUGAUGAUUCGGAUGAUGUUACAGAAAAUGGCGGCAUAUCCUAUGGAUGUGACCUACGCCACCGGAGGCCACAAUGAAAAUCUCCAGGAAGUUCAUGCUCACGCAGAGUCUAUUAAUUCCCCGUACCAGCCGGAGCGAUCGGGAGUACCCCUUCUCUGCCACAUCUGCCCCAAGAAUUCGACGUUUUCCGAUGUCUCCCACCUUUUAACUCAUAUCAGCUCGAAAGGCCACCUGUCGCAGUACUUCAACUUGUCGAUUGCCAGAGAGACCGAUGAGCAAGCCUCUUUCGCGCUUCAGGAAUUCGACGCCUGGUUCGAUACCUACGGAAUUGGCCAACUGCUUCGUGUGCGCAAAGCGGCGAGAGCCGAGAGAGGCUCUCAACAACAGCGCCGAGGCCAAGUCCUUAGAAAUGCAACGCCAAAUCGAUUGACUACGCAGGGUGGUAGCCGUCGGGCCCGUGGCCAUCGAGGAAUCAUCGGUUCUCGUGGUCGAUACUCCCAGGUGAACGAUUCCAUAGAAGUCAAGGAGGAACCGGGAGAGGGUCACAGAUUGUGUCGAAGCUACGGCGGACCGGAGAGCCCUCCCUUUGGUUCGUGGGAAAGCAACCUCAUGACGCUGAUUCAUCAGGGCGAUCGGAGCAUGAUACCACAAGCAAACUUUGGUGACUUGGGAGACGAAGACGAUUCUUCGAAAUACGAGGGGUCCGAGGGCACAACUUUCCCGUCGGAGUACAUCAUGGAGUCGACAGGCAUGACUGAGGGAGACGCGGAUUCUCUUACACUCAAGGGCGUCAUCUACCCAGGCAUGGGUGGCUUUGACGCCGCAAGGGAAGAGCAGCGGCGGAAGAGAAACCAACGCAAGCCUGACGGUGUGCUCCAACAACUCGAAGUAAACUCGGCCUUGGUUACAACUGAGGAGGUGGUGCUCGACCCUGCCCUCAAUUAUCAACGGACACGAGACGUUUACGACGAACCAUCCGUAGAUGGCAGCGAGGAUGACGAACACGAGGAGGCGGUGGAAAAGAAGCCAAAGCGCCGAGGCUCUCAGGCCACAUCUAGCACCAAGAAAAAGGCGGCUUCAUCCCAGCGCACUACGCGUACUACCCGUUCAGCUACCCGUGCUUCAGGAGCCACCGAAGCCUCUCCGAAUCAACCUGUAGCACUCGAAAAGGUGGCUAAAUCGUUCGCUGAGUGUAGCCCACCGUCGCAGAUACAGUUGCCCCUACAUAGCCACGGAUUUCAAGGACAGGAAAGCAUAUACAUCGGCCACAUGGGCAUGGACAAUGGAGGUUGGACACACCUUCCAUGGGUUACCGGAAACAUUCCGGCUAAUAUUGAGCAGCAACGAGCCGUGCCGACACUCCCUAUGAUAGGGGAGGACGACACUUUGAGACCAGGAAACCCCAAUCUUUCCUUCACAUCCACGGGCCUGGAGAUGAAGAAAUCUUCGCAUUUCCCCGGCAAAGAGAAUAACCAUUCGACGCUGAAAUCUGCCGCCUUAGCAUCUCAUCCCUACUUGCAUUCGAACGACUCAAUUCAGGGUGAUACGUACAAUCCUCUAUUCAUCCAACCCCGAGACGGGCUGGGCUUUCAGAUGUAUCCGCAAUACGAUGACGAUGUGAAACCCGUGACGACUGGUUUCCAACCCAUCAACGACCACGGGGAAUUUAAUUCGAUCCAGAUGCCUGUUCAUCACAGCUCAGCUUAUCACUCAACCCAGGGCGGCAGUGGCAGUUUCAACCUUUAGGGAUCACAGGCGGCCUGUCUUGUUUCCGCUUGCAUCUUCCCGCAUUCCGAAUUCCAUAAUUUUUGGGGGCCCUGUAUUAGGACACGACGACGACGAUCAGAAUCAUGGAUUCAUUCAGUCUGCAGCUUGCUUGCUGCUCGUCUACUAUGAUGCUUUUCUUCGUAUUCCGACCCCACAUCAUCAACGGCGGCUCUUAUUUGGACCAGAGGCGACGCUUCUUGCCUUGUGGCCGAUUUCUCCUCAACACUGGACUGAGAAAGUAACAUGCCAGUGUUGACACGACUUAUCUCGGUUACACGGUCUCUAAUGCCGCCUUUUCCGUCCUGUCCCCUAUCAUCCCGUUAGCUUGCUAGGUGCGUUUAUCUGAGGUACCUUCGUUAUCUCGUUGUACUUUCGCUGGCGACUAACUAUCUGUUAUAGGUAGGGUUGACCUCCUCCAGUCCGCAUUACCGAGCCAUCUUCAUACCUGAACAUCUCAUUCUGGACCCGGCAC